AUGAGGUCAGUCAGUACAUUCAACACUGGGAAGAACCUGAUGCGUUACCCCAGCUUCCUCUGUGCUACAGACAGGGGCAACAUCCUGGUGUCAGAUGAUGGCUCACACUCUGUCUACUGUAUCACACCAGAGGGAGAUGUUGUGUUCACCUACACCCCUACAGGAGAGAGGAGACUGAGUGGACCACGAGGUAUCACAACUACCAGCACAGGACACAUCCUGGUGGCGGACUGCUGGGCACACGAGGUGGUACUACUGACACCAGCAGGGGAGUUUGUCAGAGACCUGCUGACGUCACAUGAUGGACUACAGGAUCCAUACGGCUUGAUGUUCUGUGACUGUAAACUGUAUGUGGUGGAAACUAGUGGAGAUGCUGUGAAGGUAUUCAACUGCAGUAUUCCCCAGUGA
Haliotis rufescens (red abalone) is the source of this 408-nucleotide messenger RNA. Its product is annotated as tripartite motif-containing protein 3-like. NCBI's taxonomy places the organism in Eukaryota, Metazoa, Mollusca, Gastropoda, Lepetellida, Haliotidae. The record is from RefSeq and is a predicted model, not a curated record. Gene Ontology annotation, biological process: protein polyubiquitination; negative regulation of translation; proteasome-mediated ubiquitin-dependent protein catabolic process. The coding region runs from base 1 to 408 and encodes 135 amino acids. Gene Ontology annotation, molecular function: ubiquitin protein ligase activity; protein binding; translation repressor activity. The transcript has a single exon.